AUAGUGAAUGAGUUGAAGAAAAUCCAUUUCGCCACUACAGCAGGAGAGGAUGUAUUCUUUGAUGAGAAUGGAGACCCAGCAGCGAGGUAUGAUGUGCUGAACUGGCAGCAAGGCAAAGAUGGUAAAACAAUGAUUGUUAAAGUGGGUUUUUAUGAUGCCUCUCUGCAAACACACCGUCAGCUGUCAUUUAACAACAACAGUAUAUCCUGGGCCCAAAACAAGGUGCCAGUCUCUGUGUGUAGUCCGAGCUGUCCCCCGGGCACCAGGAAGGCUGUGCAGAAAGGAAGGGCAAUCUGCUGCUUUGACUGUAUACCAUGCGCAGAGGGGGAAAUAAGUAACAUAACAGAUUCUAUAACUUGUAUCAAGUGCCCUCCUGAACUGUGGUCUAAUGACAAGAAGGAUACUUGUGUCUUAAAGCUGGUGGAAUUCCUGUCAUUUGAGGAAAGAAUGGGAAUCAUUCUUGUAUCAUUUUCUUUGUUAGGAGUAUCUUUCACCAUCAUCAUUAGUGUAAUUUUCUUUAAACACAAGGACACACCAAUUGUUAGAGCAAAUAAUUCUGAACUGAGCUUUCUGUUACUCUUCUCUCUUACUCUGUGUUUUCUCUGUUCAAUUACUUUUAUUGGAUGGCCAUCUGAUUGGUCCUGUAUGCUUCGCCAUACAGCGUUUGGGAUCAUCUUCGUCCUCUGCAUCUCCUGUGUUCUUGGGAAAACGGUAGUGGUGUUAAUGGCCUUCAGGGCUACACUUCCUGGCACUAAUGAUGAAAUGGUUUGGGCCUCUACAGCAGAGACUCAGUGUACUUGCCUUCACUCUUGACAGGUCAUUAUUUGUGUGCUUUGGCUAAAUGUUUCUCCUCCUUUUCCUUACAAAAAUAUGAAUUACUACAAGGAAAAGAUUAUAUUAGAAUGUAGUUUAGGUUCAGCUAUAGGUUUCUGGGCUGUGCUGGGUUAUAUAGGAUUUUUGGCCUUUUUAUGUUUUAUUUUGGCUUUUCUGGCUCGAAAGCUACCUGACAAUUUCAAUGAAGCAAAAUUCAUCACAUUUAGUAUGCUCAUAUUCUGUGCAGUUUGGAUCACUUUUAUUCCAGCUUAUGUCAGCUCUCCUGGAAAAUUUACUGUAGCUGUGGAGAUAUUUGCCAUUUUAGCAUCAAGCUUUGGUUUACUAUUCUGCAUAUUUCUCCCAAAGUGUUAUAUAAUCAUCCUGAAACCAGAGAAGAAUACUAAAAAGCAAAUGAUGGGUAAAUGAUUUAGCUAGCUAAAUUGUCAGUAGUUUUGCACUGUUUAAUAUAUGUUUUAGCUUAGCUAAAAGACUUUUAAACAAAUCAUCAUAGAGACCUAUUAUUCAAUUAAUACAACAAAUAAAGUUAAAAUAAUGCUUAGUUCUUUAAAAAAAAUCACGUAAAAUUUUUAAAAUUUUUGCUCUUUUGUCAGCCCAAGUUGAUUAGCCUGCAAGAAAUAAACUUAUAAACUUGCAAAAGAGACACACGUCGUCAUUAUCAGCUACUAUGAUCUAAUCUAGGACCAGAAGAUUACUAUGAACAAACUUCAGGAGCCAGACAAAAAAUGUUUGAACUGGCCUAAAUAACUUUAUUUCAUAAAUGAACACUAUAAACACAUGAGAACACAUUGUCAUUGUUAUUGCAGGACUCAUUUUCUUAUGUGUAAACGAGUUUCUUAUUUCUUAUGAGACUUGUGUGGCUAGUGUUCUGUGAGUGCCAUCCUUCAGGUACCCAGUAGGCUGUACAGAAAAGAAGCUUGUUUGCUGUUAUGACUGCAUGCCAGGCUCACUAAGGAACAAAAGAUUGCUUUCCAGCUUGGCCUUUUGGUAUACAUGGUCAACAGAAAAAGGAUACUGUAUGGGCAAAUAAAAGAGAAAUAUGUAAAUAUAGAGCAAUGAUCUUCUUAUUAAGAUUUAAUUAAAUGUUUUUAUGUUUAUUUUUUUCCAUGUGGUUCCUCAGAAGCAGAUAUGGGACUUAUAGACAACCUUACCAACUUGUAGACAACAUCAAAACAUGGAUUCUCUGCAUAAUAGAUUUAAAUGCAUGUGAUGCCACAAAUGGGCAUGUCAUCACUAAACAUUUAGCAUACACAAUAUUCUUCUUUCUAAAGAAAGACUCAUUGUCAUUAAUUAAAUUUUAUUGUCAAUGUAUUGUGAAAAAUUUGCCCAACAUCGGGUUUGGUGAUUAGAAGAAUUUGCAUAAUGAAUGAAUAGCUCACAUUUUACACAAGGGUGUGCAGUUUAUUUAGAUGAUGUCAUUGUUUAUACUGACAGCUAGGAUCAGCAUGUGAUCCAUGUUCGAGCUUUGUUAUAACAUAUGGCGGAAGCUGGCUUGACUGUGAAUCUGUCUAAAUGUGAUUUUGCUAACCGCCACUGAUACAUACUUGAGGAAGGAGCUCUGUCAGGGUAGGGUGCACUCUUUGCAUGCAAGGUGCUUGUAAAAAAGUUUUCCUACUCUAUGCAUUACGAUGGAGCUGAUGAGGUUUAUUGGAAUGGCCAGCUACUGCUGCAGUUUUUGCCCAAAUUUUCAUUCAGUGGUGUGUCAGUUAACUAACUUUUUGAAAAUCUCGGGUUAAGUUUGCAGUGACCCUCGGAUCUUUUUGUACAGGCCGUGCCCUCAGUAUGAGGGAGUGGGUAUUCUUGUUCCCACAGAGUUCAGUUAAGGCAACGUGAAGUUCCCUUUGAAAGGGAACCCUGUUCCCUCAGAAGGACACGAGACAUUGCGUAGCUUUGUCAUACUGGGGCAUGCCUGUGAAUUGUGUCUUCGCUUCAUAUAUUAGAGGCUGACAGCAUGAUUCAGGUAUUGUUUAUAUAUCACGCAACGGGCUUAAUUGCCACGUCACCUGAUCAUGGCAGGCCUAUAAAUAGGCAUAAUGUUACAUAAGCUUCAGAUACCGGUCACGCACGAGGGAGUCUCCCACAGCAUUCAGCUAACGCAUUGUCUCAUUCCCUUCUCAUGGAACAGGAUUACAUGCGUAACCCAGAGGUUUUCACAUAGCUUGUCAGAAUCCCCCCCCCAAAAGUGUUCUUUUUUCUUUAUAUCAUGUUUGUUCUCAUCUUAAGCCAUAACGAGGCUCUGCUUGGGCCACUCUUUUUCAUAAUCUGUGAAAUAGAAGACAUGUCAAACCACACACUACAUACAUCACAUUUGUGAGUGCACUGUCAAAGUCCUAUCAUCACCAAAAGUAGCUGUACCCAUGCAGGAUAAGGGGCCAAUUUUCUAACCUUGUUGUCUAACAUUACUGUGUAGAAAACUGGCAGAAUGCAAUGUUAUAUAUUUUUUCAAAUUCAGCAAUUUUACUUUGUCCAAAAAUAUUCAUAUGCCCCCAAAUCUGACUUUGCACCAUUUUAUUGUAAAUGUAACCUGUAAUAAACCAAAGGCAAAUAAAAUA
Ictalurus punctatus (channel catfish) is the source of this 3383-nucleotide messenger RNA. Its product is annotated as extracellular calcium-sensing receptor. Gene Ontology annotation, biological process: G protein-coupled receptor signaling pathway. Gene Ontology annotation, molecular function: G protein-coupled receptor activity. Gene Ontology annotation, cellular component: membrane. The record is from RefSeq and is a predicted model, not a curated record. NCBI's taxonomy places the organism in Eukaryota, Metazoa, Chordata, Actinopteri, Siluriformes, Ictaluridae.